ACCCAGAACAGGCAAUCAGGAAAGUCUACGUUGCAGACACAACAACAGCAUACAUCCCAUCAUGAGAGUCAGACUUCGACAUCGACUUGGACAGCAGACACUGACGUUGGCAGAAGAUACUACGCUUGCGCAAUUGUGGGACAAAGUCUCGGAUAUCACUUCGAGCGUAUCGUUUACCGUUAAGACUGGGUAUCCGCCCAAAGCAUUGAGUUUCGAUGAGCCGUUACGGUUGAUUCGGGAUGUCGGUGUCAAGAGUGGAGAGCAAUUGGUUGUGGAAGAUCAUGAUGCGCCGAAACCACCACUCAAGAAACCAUCGCCGCCGGCGAGUGCUCCCACAUCAUCAGGCUCGGGUUCAGGGAAGGGAGCGGCAAACGAGAACGAUCCACCGGAGGUUACGCUGAAGGAUGGCAGACGCCUCGCUCUCCGCGUCAUGCCCGACGACAACUCCUGCCUCUUCCGCGCCCUUACAUACGUCCUUCCCCCAUCGCCAACCCUCUCAGCCCCCGCCCUCCGCCAACACGUCGCAGCAUACAUCGCCUCCCACCCUGACGAAUACCCCGAAGUCGUCCUCGGCAAACCUCCACCACAAUACUGCGCUUGGAUCGAGCGGAGUGAGAGUUGGGGCGGCGCGAUCGAGAUGGCGAUAUUGAGUAAAGAGUUUGGGGUUGAGAUUGCGAGUGUUGAUGUUGGGACUGGACGGGUAGAUCGGUUUAAUGAGGAAGCGGGGAGAAGGUGUUUGGUUGUGUAUAGUGGGAUUCAUUAUGAUGCUCUUGCGUUAUCACCGGUGUAUGCGUCGCCGGGUGAACAUGAUCAAACCUUGUUUGAUGUCGGGAGUGCGCUGGGUGAUGAGGUGUUACAAGCGGCUCAAGAGUUGGUAGGAAGAUUGAAGGGGAAGGGGUAUUACACGGAUACGGCGAACUUCAGUUUAAGGUGUAGUGUUUGUAGGGUUGGAUUGAAGGGGGAGAAAGAAGCUGUGAAGCAUGCGGAGGGUACUGGUCAUGGAGCAUUUGAGGAGUAUUGAACGGAGCAUGGACAUUGCCACUGCAUUGAUUGUUUACGGCUGAACGCUUAUUCAGAAUGGAUUUGAUGACACUCAAUUGAC
Messenger RNA from Saitoella complicata NRRL Y-17804, 1102 nucleotides. Its product is annotated as OTU-domain-containing protein. Gene Ontology annotation, molecular function: cysteine-type deubiquitinase activity. The coding region runs from base 62 to 1021 and encodes 319 amino acids. The record is from RefSeq and is a predicted model, not a curated record. NCBI's taxonomy places the organism in Eukaryota, Fungi, Ascomycota, Saitoellomycetes, Saitoellales, Saitoellaceae. The transcript has a single exon. Gene Ontology annotation, cellular component: cytosol; nucleus. Gene Ontology annotation, biological process: endoplasmic reticulum unfolded protein response; protein deubiquitination.